AUGGAGGGGUCGUCAUCAUCACCCUGUCGAAAGCUGUUGCCUCUUGCAUGCCGGUUCAUUCAACGCGACCAAUGGCUCAUUGCCCAUCUUGACCCUCAGUGGAAAGUCAAAGACGUCAAGCGGUACUUGCUGGCUAAAUGCGUCGGAUUACCGUUUAUUCCACCUAUUCUUCCUGCCAAGUCUGCGGCUCUUGAUGGUACAGACAACGGUGGAGAAGGGGGACGGCCAUCUUCUCCAAUUACAUUUGCGCCUGAUCCUCGCUUCAGACCUAUCAGUCCCAUCCAGUUUGCUUCGACAAGCCUCCCAAAGGGAUCUGUAGAAGCGAAGUCAAUCACGGAGCCUGGUGGGGAUGAUGGUGGGGAGGGAUACGAAGAGGACGAUGAGUGGGAUGAUGACGAUGAUGAUCUCUUUGAUGAUGAGGGCAGCCAUGAAGGCGGUGGUGGCCUGGUUAAAUUGGGUUCAUCGACGACAGCGAUUGGGACCUCGAUCCCAUCAGCAAACCCACGACGGUUUGGCCACGUUAAGAGCUCAGGAAGUAUAUCCUCUCUUGGAGUAUUGGAUAGGGAGCGUAGGGGAGCUUCUUCCGCGUCCCCCAACAAACCGCCGUCACCGUUGGGCUUAAACAGCACAACCCACGAGAACUAUACACUAUUACGAUUUACGACCGGACAAAUCCUUGAAGACGACUUUCAUAUAUCGUGGUACGAGCUUGCACCUCACGAAUUGCUCGAAUUACAUGCCUCUGGCGCUGCUCAAACCUCUUUCAAAACAUGCUUUGAAAAUGCAUUGAUACUUUCUCCCCCUCCAACGUCUUUUAAAUCCCAUCAACAAUCACAAACGCGGAUUUUAAUCCCAAUGCCCCGUCACGUUUCAUUGAAAUACAUCCAACCUUACUGGGAAGGCUGGGUUCGUGCCCUUCGUGUGGUCUACAAAGAUGAAUUUGAUUAUGUUUCUGGGGCAUAUCACUCUAAGCAUGGGACGUCCUCUGCCAGUAUGCUGGGCUCGAUGGCAGUCGCUGGGACCGUUGAGAUAGGGAGCGUGACAGGGGAGAGAAAUCAUAAGGAAAUUGGCGACGUGAGAAAGAGGCGCAAGACAAGAUUAGAGUGGAGGGAGAGGUGGGUCGUCAUCAGGGAUGGAAUUGUGAGCCUUUCCAGAGACCGUCAGGACCCAACACCCACCCACCGCAUGCCACUCUCUUCCCUCACUCAGCUACGUGGAGCUGAGCACCUUGCGCGCUCAGCGCGGACCAACCCAUCGUCGAAAAGUCAUGGACACCCUCACAGUAAACAUGUGCGACCUUCAAGUGCAGUUAAUGCGGAUCGUGAGGGCCGCAAGGAAGGUCUGCGUCCUCAUGACAAGCCAGCAAAGUGGGAUGAUCUGGCACGGAAAAACGGUGAAAGUAGUUCAAAGCCAUUUUCAUUUGCACCUUCUCCACCAUCCUCGCCACGGGAAGACGCUCGCUUUCACCGGCACGGCAAUUCUAUUGCCCACGGACAUGGGGAUCCAUGGAGUAGAUUUCCUGCAGAAGCUUCAUCGUCUUUCCCUGGGGAAAGUUAUGUUUUGAGGGUUCGAGGUGGGCCUGAUAAGAGGUUCGACAGGAGCUAUAUCCCUUUUUCUCACGAAGAGGCGGAAAGUGCGGGAAUGAGGGUCGUUUGUGCUAGGUUUCGUACCAUCAAAGGAUCUAGCAAGGUCAGUCAAGAACCUGCCCCCAGGAAAGAGAAAGGGACCGAAGGAAAGCAAUAUACAAGCACUGGCCCUAGUCUGGCAAUGCUUGCGGGCGGUGUUGGGGGAAGCACGGGUGGGGGACCCGGAGUUGCGAUGGUGGCCAUUGCGACUGUAGGACUAGGAGGAGAGAAGGGAGGUUCAGUCCAACCCGGUAGGAAGGACGUGCGAGACAGAGAGAAGGAGAAACAGCGGGAAAAGAGGCGAGAAGCGGAGAAAGUAAAAGCCAAAUCCAAGCACAAGGAACAUGAACUAGGCUUGUUCGACGAGCUUCGUGGUCAAUACGCGCGUAAAUCAAGCCUUCCUGCUCUCGGUCUUGGUUUCAUGUCAUCUCCCGCGGCUUCCACUGCGAAUUUCAAUGCGGGAUCGAGUGCUCACCCCACUGGCAAAAGUGGGCUUGUGAGUGGCUUUUUUGGCUCGCCAAAAGAGAAGAAAGACAAAGGCAAGGCAAGGAAGGAAGAUGAUGAAGUUGGUUUGAGCUGGCAACCAAGCAAGACGGAGAGGGAAGAGCAAGAGAGGGAGGGGAGGGACCAAAGCUUUUCACGUGGAACUGGUACAGGACAGACGUGGAAGCCAAGUGACAGAGGACAAGGUCUUUCAACUGAUUUUACCACGUCUGUUGUUGAACCUGCCCAUAGUGAUGGAGGCAACUCCGAUGUUGUGGAGGAGGAUACGGUUUUGGACGUCACCCAGCAUCAACCGCAAUAUGAUGUUAGUCGCUUGGAAGCAAAUCUCGAGGAAGAAGACCGAGGGAUGGGUUCCUCUCAAGCUAGCUCAGACGAUGAACCUGCUGGAGACUCAGAAAAUAAUUAUCUAUCUCCGCUCAAUCGUGGAACUUCACUUCCUCCUAUCACCAUACCAGGUUCAGAAGUACUUAGUGGAAGUCUUGAGCCAGAUGCACACGGAGGUUUAGACACGGCCGAGUCUUCGGCGUUGUCAUCUCCUGUGUUUGCUCACAGUACUUGUUCAGGCAGCGAGUCAGAUCUUAGCUUAGGGCUGGGGAGGGCUGGGAAAGAUAGACCCAGCUAUCGUUAUGGGUAUCGUCAUGAUCGCGUUGGGAAGGUGGAUUUGCAUGGGGAAGAGAGAGGGGAGAAAUCAGGACCCCUACCAAACCCAACCGAGCGGGAGGGAGAAGGCGGAGAUCAACUACAGCCAAAGGAGGAACCAUUCGAUCGGGCAAAACCAGACAAAGGGAAGGAGAGAGAUAGGGCACACAACUAUGAACGCCGGAAGGACGACGAGCAUGGAGAAUGGAUUAUCCUGGAUCUAGGCAAUGAGCAAGACGGCUUUUCAACCUCAGCCUACACGAGCAUCCUUCGUAUAUUUCAUCGCCAUUUGAGUGUUCCCUCCUCUUCCUCCUUCACCCCUUCUGUCCCUGUUAUACCAUUUGAAAGACCGACUAGUCCUGGCCGUCCCUUGGGAGGCCACCCUCCGUUCUGGUCUUCAACCACGCUCGCGUCCCAAAAGGAAGUCGAUGAGGAAAUUUCUCCCACAACCCGCAAACGCGCCACCUCGGAUGCUGGGUUGGCAUCUGGUUCACAUAGAGCUUUCGGCCAGGAGUCUGAUGCAGACGACGAUGGCGAUUAUUUUGCAAGCUCUCCCUUCCGUAUCACUAAAUCAAAGUCAAGACAUCCUACCAUUCUUGCCUCCCUUGGCGUUGGUAAUACUACAAAUCGUCGAGGGCCCUUCGAACCCUUACCAUACCCAGAGUGGAGGCUAGAAGUCGUGGAGCGGGCUCAAGCGGCUGGGAUGGGUGAAAGAGGACGUCCGUUGGAUUUGAUUCUUUUUGGUAAUCGGCCAUCGUUUCAAAUGGAUGAGUCGAAGAGACAGAAGAGCUUGAAAAGUUAUGACUCUAGGUCGCGCAGGUCAACAGUAACAACCUUAUCUAUGCGAAGGCCAUCGCAUGUCAACGACGGGGAAACAAUCCGUAGUGACAGCGACAAAAAAGAGGGCAGUGUCAAUGAUGGCAGUGAUGAUAUCAUCCAAGUCAGCGAUAGCGAGGAGGAAAUGAGUGAAGUAGAAUGGCGGGGAUGGAUGGGUGACCUUCAUCGGCAAAACGUAGUCCGUGCACAACGUGACGAAACGGCGAUUUUGGAAGCCCAAGUAUCAUCCAAGGCAAGAGAGAGCGAUGAUUCGGACGAUCCACCAAUUAACCCGGAAGCUGAGCGUCGGAAAUUUUGGCGACGGAAAAAGGAUAUGGAGCCAUGUGGUGUCAUUACCUCUCUCUACACAAGUACCGCUCUUCCCGGUUUCGUGGCUACAUCGCAUGAACAUCAUCAGCAAUUACACCACCAGCAACACCUGAGAAGACAACGCUCAUCACGUCCUGCGACUACGACAACCUUAUCAUCGCCGUCUUCCAAUGAAUCCCUUGCCGUCCAUCGCCGUGGUGCCCUCAGCUUUGGGUUCUCGCCUGUUGACAUUUCUUCAGCUUCAACAUCACCUCCUUCGAGCCUCUCGCACCAUGGCCAUUCUCACUCACAAUCGCAAACUUUCUUGGGACAUCACCGGUAUACUGGACACUCUUCCCUUCACCACUCGACAUCCAUGUAUGCAGGCCUUAGGAACGAUCCCCGUCUGGUUCAGGAACCGCCUCCUCGUCGUCCAAGCAUGCCGACCCUCACAGCCGAGCAAAACGUCGGUUUAUUGACGAGUAGUGAGCCUCUUCGUAUGCCUGGUGGGAAACGGGAACAAGGAUUUGUGAUCACCGAACGCACUACCGCAUUGGCUACGUCGGAGACAACCUCUCCUUUCCAGUUCAACAGCGUUACCAUCCAAACCCCCCAUUUGGCCAUGGUUCCGUCCUCACCCACUGCAUCAUCUUCAAAUAUACCAGUUUUAGUAUCAGGAGAGCAAGAGGAUAUACCCCCCUCCUCUAGCUCCACGCCAGCUACAACUCCACGACGAGUAAGCUCGGCUGGAUUGGCUGGACCUCUGGCUGGAGGAUCAAUAAGUCGUUCAACAAGCGUACUUUCGAAAGGAGGAGGUCUGUUACGGAAGAAGGAGAGCGAUCUCGGCAAGGACGCGGACAGAGCGAGAAAGGCAAAAGAGAAGCAAGACAAGGCUCGAGAAAAGGAGGAGCGAGCCAAGGAGAAAGAGCGCGCGAAGGAGAUGGAGAAAGAACACAAAGCCAGACAGGACGCGUCUGGAAGGAAACUGCAGCGCCCAAAGUUGUCGCUUGCGACGUCGUCGUCUCGUCAAAAUCUUACUUCCUCAGAAGCUCAUUCCCCGCAGGUGAGGAGUCCGACGAUGGCGGCUGCCAAGCAGAUCCUGCGACGCGUUAAAUCUGGCUCGAGUUUGAAGUCUGUGAAUGAAGCUGCGUCGCCCGUGGUGGGUCCGUCGAUAUCGUCCUCUAAGAAGAAGAAGCCUGGUGCUUUGGAAAGGAUUGUCAGGGGUUUAGAUUCUGCUCUCGAUUUUAGUAGUGAUUCUCGCAAGUAG
Messenger RNA from Laccaria bicolor S238N-H82, 5160 nucleotides. RefSeq lists its product as uncharacterized. The coding region runs from base 1 to 5160 and encodes 1719 amino acids. The record is from RefSeq and is a predicted model, not a curated record. NCBI's taxonomy places the organism in Eukaryota, Fungi, Basidiomycota, Agaricomycetes, Agaricales, Hydnangiaceae. The transcript is spliced from 4 exons.